UCAACCCUAAUAAGAAGAAGAACUAGAAGAAGAAGGGUUUCGUGUUCUUCACAAAGUAAAGUUAUUUGAAAGAUGGCGGAGCACUUAGCUUCUAUAUUCGGAACGGAGAAGGAUCGAGUGAAUUGUCCUUUCUACUUCAAAAUCGGCGCUUGCCGUCACGGUGAUCGAUGCUCGCGUCUCCACACCAAGCCUAGCAUCAGCCCUACGCUUCUCCUUUCGAACAUGUAUCAGCGCCCCGAUAUGAUCACUCCUGGUGUUGAUGUCUAUGGAAUUUUACGAGGAUCUGUUUGAGGAGCUGAACAAAUAUGGUGAGAUUGAGAGUCUGAACAUCUGUGACAAUAUCUCUGACCACUUGGUUGGUAAUGUGUAUGUGCAGUUUCGAGAAGAGGAGCAAGCAGGAAAAGCGCUUCGUAAUCUUCAAGGAAGAUUCUAUGCAGGUCGUCCGAUCAUUGUUGACUUCUCCCCUGUCACCGACUUCCGUGAAGCUACUUGUCGACAGUACGAGGAAGAGACUUGCAAACGUGGUGGAUACUGCAACUUUAUGCACCUGAAAAGCAUUAGCAGUGGAUGGAGGAGGCAGUUAUAUGGAAGAUACAAAAACAGGCAUAGCCACAGCAGAAGUAGGAGUCCUUACAGGCAUCGUAGUCAUGAAGAUCGCUCUCAUGAAAGGCAUAGCCACAGUAGAAGGCAUGAGGUUGAUGAUGAUAGUGAAAGCCGUAGCAGGAGCAGAAGAUACAGGAGCAAGAGUCCUCGCCAUAGAAGAGGACGGAGGAGUAGGAGCAGAAGUAGAAGUCCUGGUGGAAGGAGACAGAGGAGUCCUGUUAGGGAAGGGAGUGAGGAAAGACGAGCCAGGAUUGAGCAAUGGAACAGGGAGAAAGGAGAGCAGGAAAUUGCAAAUAACAGGGCAAAUGAUAAUUGCAGCGAUGGGUACAUGAAGAAGGACGAUUAUCAUCAGGAGCCGUCCUUUCAACAGNCAGGAGAUUGA
Camelina sativa (false flax) is the source of this 985-nucleotide messenger RNA. Lineage: Eukaryota; Viridiplantae; Streptophyta; Magnoliopsida; Brassicales; Brassicaceae. The record is from RefSeq and is a predicted model, not a curated record.